AGAUGAGGCUGUGUCGACUACAUUCUCGAUUCUCACCAAUUUUCUUGGGACCCGAAAGGCCCCAGUACCUAAUUUGUCCCACAAAUGUGAAGUUUUCUUCCAGUUUUGAAUUCCACCAAUUAAAAAUCCGGAACACACGCAGAAACGUUGUGUAUAGCAACGACAGUACACCAAAAAGUAAUGCUUGCACUGGCCUGCCCAUUGGGCUGUUUGUGGCUAAUAAACACUGUAGUGCCGGGUUGUCAAAUUCACGCAAAUAAUCGCUUUUCAUGACUGCGCACGCCCCUUCAGACUUUGUAUUAGAUGGAAGAAGAAAAGUAACGAGCGACGCUUUCAGCGUUCCGUUGAUGUAUCUUCGUAAUAUACCAUCUUUGUGGUCGAUCAGCUGAUCUAGGAAUGUCCGCGUUACAAAACAUUAGAAAUAGCCUACAGUAGUGUAAUUUCAAAGCAGAUACAGAGGAGCGUGUUGUCAACCUCAUAACUUGAUUUAACUGGAUAGUCACCGGAAUAUGUCAACCAAUGGAUCCUGCUGCAACUACAGCUCCGAUGCAGACCGAGUGUGAGACAGAGUCUUUUUAAUUGUCAUUCACUGGAGAGAAGAGCAGCUGUGAGUGACACUCCAUGGUCAAGUUCAGUCUGGAGCUGGUGGCCUUCCUGGCGUCCAACCUCCAUGUCUCUUUUGAAGACUACAGAGUCCAAGAUUCUUGCUUGUAUUCAGAAUGACUUAUGGGCUAGGUUUGUGACUCUACCAAACCAGGAUCGAAUAUGGACUCUGACCCUCGCCAACAAGGUGGUGCACAAACCUCCAGAACAAGCCCCAAAGACUCCCCUGGUGAUGGUCCACGGCUUUGGAGGAGGGGUAGGCCUGUGGAUCAGGAACCUAGAGACACUGAGUCGGUCACGGCCUGUUUACGCCUUUGACCUCCUGGGCUUUGGCAGGAGCUCCAGGCCUCCCUUCCCCUCCGAUGCUGCCAAGGCAGAGGAGCAGUUUGUCAACUCUAUUGAGCAGUGGAGACAGUCUGUAGGCCUGGAGAACAUGAUUCUGCUGGGACACAGUCUGGGGGGCUACCUGGCUGCCUCCUACGCCAUCCAGUACCCUUCUAGAGUGUCACAUCUUAUCCUGGUAGACCCCUGGGGUUUCCCUGAGCGACCCCAGACACAGACCCAAGAGGGUCAAGGUCAGGGGACAGAGGUGGCGAAGAGGCCGCCCCCUCCACGCUGGGUGAAAGCUAUUGCAGCAGUGGUUUCCCUCUUCAACCCUCUGGCUGUCAUUAGAGCAGCAGGCCCAUGGGGUCCGGGCUUGGUGAACAGAUUUCGUCCUGAUUUCAAAACGAAAUUUGAAGAUCUGUUUGAUGAUGACACUAUGACACAGUACAUCUACCACUGUAACGCACAAACCCCGAGUGGUGAGGUGGGUUUCCGGGCCAUGUCAGAGUCACUGGGCUGGGCCAAGAGGCCCAUGCUGCAGCGGAUUCACCUGCUGCCCCCCUCCAUGCCCCUCACCAUGCUGUAUGGAGCACGAUCCUGGGUGGACAGCUCGUCUGGGGACAGAGUAGUCCAGAUUAGGGAGCAGGCCCACACCAAAGUGCUGCUUAUAAAUGAAGCCUCUCACCACGUGUAUGCUGAUCAACCAGAGGAGUUCAACAGAGUGGUGGAAAAUAUAUGUAAAUCUGUUAACUGACAGUGUGUGUGUGUGUGUAUGUGCAUAAAAGGACUGAAAGUAAAUAGACAAUUCAUGGUGUUUUUAGCACUGUAACCUCUGCAUGUGAAGCAUGCUGGAUGGUUUUGCGGUGGGGCAUAUCGAGACAUCAUGUAGCUCAACGUGAGUGUGAAUGUAAUUUUGCUCUGAAUCCUGUUCUCAUAGUAACAAGUUAAUAUUAUUGUAGUAACGUCCUGUCAUUUUUUAGCUGAUAUAUGCUUUUUUCAAUUUAGUAUUGUUGGUAAAUGAUGUAUUUAUAACAUGAUUAUGUGUUCAUACAGAGUAAUAAUUGAUGUUAAUAUGUUGCCCAUUGUUAUAGUUUUAACAGUAAGUGAAACACGCACACUGCUCUGGAUGCACUGGGUGUAUGUGUUACAGAGCAGCCACAUGGCCAUUGAGUUACUUUUUUUACAUGAACCAUUAAGUACUGCAAUAUUUUUUUCUUUGAUCCCUGCCAGUCUCUUACAUCUUUCCCAUUGUAUCAAACAGCUGUUUAUAUUUUAUACCUUGAAAACAUUAAAAAGCUUAUUAGACAAAC
Molecule: messenger RNA, 2237 nt
Organism: Siniperca chuatsi (mandarin fish)
Lineage: Eukaryota; Metazoa; Chordata; Actinopteri; Centrarchiformes; Sinipercidae
Gene: abhd4
Product: abhydrolase domain containing 4, N-acyl phospholipase B
Exons: 9
Coding region: 671-1681 (336 amino acids)
Cellular component (GO): lipid droplet
Molecular function (GO): phosphatidylcholine lysophospholipase A1 activity
Source: RefSeq, a predicted model, not a curated record